Molecule: messenger RNA, 966 nt
Organism: Capronia coronata CBS 617.96
Lineage: Eukaryota; Fungi; Ascomycota; Eurotiomycetes; Chaetothyriales; Herpotrichiellaceae
Exons: 1
Coding region: 1-966 (321 amino acids)
Source: RefSeq, a predicted model, not a curated record
AUGGAAUCUGAAGAUGCGAUAAACAUUGCAGAAUCGAAAGAUGCAGUCAGCUGUACGGUUGUGCCUGAGCCAGAAAUUGCUCAGGAUGAACGUCCAAGGCAUCUCUUUGACUACUCUGAAGUAGUGACCAUGGUGGUGGGAAAGGGGUGCAAAAAGCACUACUUCGCAUUCGAUCUACCUCGCCUAUGUGAGGAGUCCACCUACUUCGACGAACGUCUCCAUGGAAACUAUCGAGAAGCGCGACAGAGGCAUAUCAAGUUUGGGAAUAUCAAUCCUCAUACAGUUGCCUGCAUGCUAUACUUGUUCCGGGGUUGGGAUUGCCCCUAUUGCUGCACGGAUCCUCAUCACAUCAUCGACGCGUACGUGCUGAGUUUGAGAUACUGCCUUCCACGAUUCAAGAUCCAUCUGGGUCAACAGAUGCAGAAGCUAUUGAACGGUACUGCUUCGAGUAUGAUGAUCCAGGGGUGUAUCGUCCACCUUCGCCGGACUGUGAAGAAUGAUUGCGAUCUUCUGGAUAGUCUUCUGAAUCAUCUUGUCUCUGCAAAUGAAGAUCGCCUCUCAAACGGGAGCGUACACCAUCAGAAAGCUGAUUUAAAGCAUCUACAUGAUUUCCUGGCUGCCGACGCGAAACGGGUGUCGAACUUGCAGAUGGUUCUGGGACAAAAUGCUCGUCAUGGUACAGCACGAGGCCUUGGGAGCCCUUCAAGAGCCCAGCCGACUACUCCGCUUGAGCCCCUUGGUCAGGAUGCUUCAAACGCUACUUCCAAAGAAGCUGGAGAUAUGUUUGAAACGGAGGAUGACAUGGACUACGAUCUGGCAAUUCUGGGGUUGGACCCGCCUAUCCUUGAACAAUCAAUCCCUGUAAAACUGAAGAACUGUAUGGCUCACGAGCAUACGGACCAGGACAAGGAACAGUGUCACCAGCACAUGGCCCGGGGAAUGCCUCAGAAAACAACUGAAGAAUGA